This is a messenger RNA of Neopsephotus bourkii (Bourke's parrot), 508 nucleotides long. RefSeq names its product dynein light chain Tctex-type family member 5 (gene DYNLT5). The record is from RefSeq and is a predicted model, not a curated record. Gene Ontology annotation, biological process: microtubule-based movement. Gene Ontology annotation, molecular function: dynein intermediate chain binding. Gene Ontology annotation, cellular component: cytoplasm; cytoplasmic dynein complex. NCBI's taxonomy places the organism in Eukaryota, Metazoa, Chordata, Aves, Psittaciformes, Psittacidae.
AUGGCCGCCGUGCUGAGCGAGCUGGCUGCGGGCAGCGCCGCCCCGCGGCCGCAGGGACCGGGAGCCGUGCUCCGACACCGGCCGCCCCGCUCCCGCCAUUCCGCCUGCCCUCAGCAGCGGAGCAGGAUGCAGGGCGGUGCGGCCGGCAGCGAGCCCCCCCCCUUCGGUCCGUCCAAGCGCUUCCCGGUGGCGGCGGUGGAUGCUAUCCUGAGGGAUGUGCUGGGGAGCUGCCUGCGGGAGCAGCCCUACGAGCCCGUGCGGUGCAGGGAGAUGGUGAAGGACAUCGCUGAGGUUAUUAAAGCGCGGGUAAAAGACCUGAUGAUACCCAGGUACAAGAUCGUUGUGGUGACACACAUUGGGCAGCUGAAGGAACCGAGCAUCCAGAUCGGAAGCAGGUGCCUGUGGGAUCCUGUGAGCGAUACGUUUUCAUCGUACGUGUUCAAGAACGCUUCACUUUUUGCUCUUGCAACUGUCUAUGCUGUUUAUUUUGAAUAAGGUAGAGUUUAAC